Molecule: messenger RNA, 234 nt
Organism: Enterobius vermicularis (human pinworm)
Lineage: Eukaryota; Metazoa; Nematoda; Chromadorea; Rhabditida; Oxyuridae
Source: the annotation of a GenBank genome assembly
AUGCUUAGAGCUGUGAUACUGAGAGCUGUGAUACUGAGAGCUGUGAUACUGAGAGCUGUGAUGCUGAGAGCUAUGAUACUGAAAGCCUGUUUGGUUGAUGAUUGGGAUGGUGGUGGUGUUGAUGAUGACGAUGAUGGUGAUGCUGAUGAUGAUGAUGAUGAUGAUGAAAAAUGUAAUUGCAAUAAAGAAAGAAGUGCAUACACCAUAAAGUAUAAUACCGAUGAACAAAUAUAA